Molecule: messenger RNA, 1386 nt
Organism: Triticum turgidum subsp. durum (durum wheat)
Lineage: Eukaryota; Viridiplantae; Streptophyta; Magnoliopsida; Poales; Poaceae
Source: the annotation of a GenBank genome assembly
AUGGCGAUGCGGAGUAUCAGGACAGCAUCGUUGAUGGCCGGGCAAUGGGUGCCUGAAACUCAGGAAAAUGAGGCAGUUUUCGAUGCGUUGAGGGAGGCGUACCGGCUCCUUAUAUCGAAGCAUUUCAGCACGAUUCAGGAUUGGAUAUCUGUGCUUGUUAGGGUCAAUCUUGCAGAUAAUCACUUCAGAGAUUCUGCAUUGAAGGAAUUCAUUGAUGUCAAGAAUGAAAUACGCGCUGUAAGAGGCCAGUGCAAUGAGCUUGGUCUCGAUCUUGAUAAUGUUCGUAGGAAGAAGGAUGUUCAGGAGGAAGACGAAGAGGAUUGGGUGGAGGGAAAGAUUGAAGUUCCUAGUCCUCCUAGAGUUGUGAGCACUCUUGAUGUUGCAGGUUCCAGCAAGGGCAUUAGGAAGGGAAAGAGGAUGGUGGAUGGAGGUAACUGUGACUUGCCAAAUGGCGGUAAUAGAUCUCAGGAGAUGGAUCCAGAGAGAAAAAAGCUCCUUUCCGAAGCCCCUUUGGUAUCAUGGAGCUCUGUCUUGGACCGGUGGGGUUCAAAUAUGGAUGCACAUGUAAACCAGAGGGGGCUUGAGCUCGAGAGCCAUUGGGGGAGGAUGGAUAAUGAUGCUGUUAUACCUGCAGCAAAGAUUGCAGAGUUAAAUGUUCACCAUUCUGUUUAUAAAGAAGAACCAGUUGAGAUCCUACCAUGCCAUGCACCUCUGAAGAAAGGAGGUCUUUGCCAGAGAAGGGAUCUCAAGAUAUGCCCUUUUCAUGGGCCCAUCAUCCCACGUGAUGCAAGAGGAAAUCCAAUUGGCAAAAAUGGUGGCAGCUCUGAUGCGGGAGGUUAUCCACUUGAGCAGAAAGUAGAAAUUCAUGAGGCAGGAGGAAAUCCGAUUAAGACAAAUGGAGGUAGUGAUAGUGAAAGUGCACAGGAGGAUCAGGAGCCCUCUACUUCAACGAUGACAAAUAUAAAUAAUGACACCAGCGACAUAGAUGGAGCUCAUGAUUUGAGUAAAAUUACAAUGGACCAGCUGGCGAUGCAAGCAAUUAAGAAUGUUCGGAAAAGGGAUAUGGACGACAAAGCACGCGAAAGAGCCCAGCGUGCGAGAAUCCGCCAGCACAAUGAAAAUGUUUUGCGGCAAGCGGCUAUUGCUUCAACGCCCCACUCAGCGGCAGCAUAUGACCAGCCUUCUGGAACAUUGGGCCGACAUGGUCGACGUCGAGGUAAGACGAAGGAACCUACACUAUCUUCAAUGCUGAAGAAGAAAGUUACUGCAAAAGAUAGGAUUGCAGGGAGGCUUCUAAAUGGUCGUGCUAGGGAUGCAACAAUAAGAGAAGCUUCUAAUACUGAGGAUAUGACCUACAGGGAAGCAUUCCCAAAUCAGUGGCAGUGA